Aspergillus heteromorphus CBS 117.55 is the source of this 1468-nucleotide messenger RNA. RefSeq lists its product as uncharacterized. The transcript is spliced from 7 exons. The record is from RefSeq and is a predicted model, not a curated record. Lineage: Eukaryota; Fungi; Ascomycota; Eurotiomycetes; Eurotiales; Aspergillaceae. The coding region runs from base 158 to 1468 and encodes 436 amino acids.
CUUGAUAAUUUUAUUAAAUGAUCCGGAAGGCUGGUGGUACCAUCAUGUCCAAUUUAACGGUCGGCUUUCAGGUAAGUGAGCACCCAUUCGAUCCAGUUCCAUUUAACUUACCUCGUGAGAGGACCUCCAAAAUCAUGACCAAUAUUGGAACGAGGAUAUGUGCCUACACGUGAGUGUGCUCAAAAGGCUUUUAUAUAAUGCCAACUUCAGUCAGAUGGUCUAUUAUCUUGGUAAAUUAUUGGGGCAGAUUGGACGGCCCGAUGAUUCACGGAAAACGGAUCUUUUGAUGCGGGCUCAAAAGGGGGGAUUUAUUCAAUGGCACAUUCUGGGCACCGAGCAGAAGAUUAUAUUGUUCUCACACCGGGCUAAUUGCAUGGAUCUAUUACAACUCAGGGUUGAUCUCGAGCUAGAGAGCUUUCAAAUAGCUCAUGUCGGCUCUGGGCUUGAAAACGCCGGCUUUGUGAAUCGCUUUGAGAUGCAUGCGGCCGGCCCAGAUGAGCCUUUGCCGUGCUCAGAAAAGCGUACUAUUACCGCAACUCGGCCAAUUCUAUCCCGUCCGUUGCCGCCAUCCAUACCAAUGAGCGAAUCCAGAUUGUCAAACCCUGCAGAUAACAUCCCGCUCGAUGUCGCCCCUAAUUCGGAAAUGGGUAAUACACACGGUUACAGUCACUUUCCCAGACGUGAAGCAGAGCUACCUUUGGAGAUGGAUACAGUACUUAAUAAAAGCGCUAUAUGCACCCCUCCAGAUAAAGCUCUUCUCACCUCCUAUCCCGGCUUUGGAAUUGCGUCACCCGCAGAAACUGUUCCUCCACAUAUGCUGAAUAGAACAACCUGCUGCCAUCCAAAAUCCGACACCACAUGUUUUGAUUCUUCCCCUAGAGAGAGACUCACAGGAAUUAGAUCCGUUUUGCGAAAGCAAUCAGAUCCAACAAUCCUCGCCCUGCUGGAAUACUGCUGCGGAGCGAACUUAUCCGAAAAACAACUUAAGAAGAUAUUCGAAGCGAACAAAUGCUUUUCCUCGCAGGCUUCUCGCGAGCUACUAGAUAAGAGGGAUAAGUCCCUUGAUCCGGUUGCGAGGCGUAUUGGACUGAUAAUACUUUAUUUCAAUUACUACAAGAUCUUCAGUACCUAUAUUCUUGAUUACAUUCUGAACACCUAUCAUAACAAUCCUUGCAUAUCAAAGUCCAACAACGCGACGUUCACAGAAGCCCAAAUAAGCGUCCUCGUCACUUUAGUCUUGAAUACUCGGCCCGGCACUAUUCGAAUCUUCCAGAAAUUGGAGUCUGUGAUCAAGUUUCUUAUAUUCAGACAAAUCACACAAGACCUCCGCCAAGCGAUAUUAAAGGAUGAGACUACCGAGGACGAGGCGGCGGCGGCGUGCCAGCAGACUAAGACUUUCUGGACGAAAGUCAAUGCUAAACAUGUUGCGAGGGAAAAGAUGAAUAAACUCCUCGCUAAUGUGCUCUAG